This is a messenger RNA of Dichomitus squalens LYAD-421 SS1, 564 nucleotides long. RefSeq lists its product as uncharacterized. NCBI's taxonomy places the organism in Eukaryota, Fungi, Basidiomycota, Agaricomycetes, Polyporales, Polyporaceae. The record is from RefSeq and is a predicted model, not a curated record. The transcript has 2 exons. The annotation marks the transcript as partial.
AUGCUCUUGCCUUUGGACGUCCUCUCGCUUGUCCUGCUCUCCAUCUCCACAUCCCCCUUCGCUGGAAUCCUUUCAGUCUCGGCAACCUUGGUCAAUGUCACCAUAGACGAUACGUUCGGGGAUCCAGCUACGGGGGACCAGAUCUCGUACGCGCCUGAGGGAACAUGGCAACCGGUUUCAUGUGCAGGCUGCACCGCUAAGCCCAACCCUUCACAAGUUUCCAACAGCACUUGGCAUGAAGGAACAUUUAAUCCUGAUGGCGCCAGAGGCUCAGACCAGCUCUUGUCUGCAGCUGUCUCUUUCGAAGGUGUCGCUGUGUAUGUUUUCUGCGUUGUAACACACUCCUUCACGUCCCCAGUCGGAAACUCCGACAUGAGCUUCUUCCUCGACGGCAACCUUGUGGGUACAUUUCAGCAGCCCCCAAAUGGCAAUGCGACGUACGAAUACAACGUGCCUGUCUACGUCAACGAGUCUUUACCUCCAGGGCAGCACACCAUCGUCGUCGUAAACGGUGAACUCGGCGGGAACACCUCCCUCACCUUGCUUGACUACAUCGUCUAUACG